This is a messenger RNA of Anopheles funestus (African malaria mosquito), 5157 nucleotides long. It is a transcript of the gene Cc2d2a, whose product is annotated as coiled-coil and C2 domain-containing protein 2A. NCBI's taxonomy places the organism in Eukaryota, Metazoa, Arthropoda, Insecta, Diptera, Culicidae. Gene Ontology annotation, cellular component: ciliary transition zone. The record is from RefSeq and is a predicted model, not a curated record. The transcript is spliced from 5 exons. Gene Ontology annotation, biological process: protein localization to ciliary transition zone; non-motile cilium assembly. Bases 337 to 4698 code for a protein of 1453 amino acids.
CAUAAGAUUUAAAAAGUUCCCGCCAUUUGCAUAUCGGUGCGUCUUCAAAAGUGAACCCUGCAAACCCUGUAGUGAUCGCCUACUUUUGCUUCCCCAAAAGUUUGGGAUUUUAAACGGCUUGAUCAGUACACACAAACGAUUCACAAAGGGCAGUUGAACUACUCCAACACAUUUGAAUUAAUCCACCACGUUACCUAGCAACCGUUGCUAUGUUCUAACGUCAAACACAAACAAAAACCCUACACUAAACGUGAAACAAAACUCUCUCAAAACAUCCACGGAAGAUAGCACGUAAACAACGCUAGUGAAGCAGUCGAAAUAGUUCAGAGCGCAAUAAUGAACGAAUCUGUGAGUGCAAAAUCGCCGAAAAAACGUCGCCCCAGACAUCGGUAUCGUCGACGAUCGUCCGGUAAAGAGAUAUCCGUUCGAGGUAAACCAACCACUUCGAAAACGUUAGCAAAGGUACCAUCUUCACCACCGGUGCAAUCCUCCUAUGAAGUGGAACGCGAACGGAAGGUUCGAAAAUCAAAACUAGAUCCCACGUUUGUCCAGGAAGAACGGGAAGUAAUAGCGUCCCUCGAGCGUUUAAAUAUGGCGUCCGAAGUCAACGGUGUGAACUCCAAGCCAUUGCUACACGAGAUUGAUAGGGCGAUUCUUUUUUUCACUGAUACACUACCGGACGAAGAAUUCUUCGAUGCGGAAGACACGGAGUCAGCUGGUGCUCUUCCGAUUGAAUCGAAUGCCGAAGAAGCGUACAAGAAAACACCUUCGGCCCGUUCAUCGUCUUCCAAUGAGGCGGACACUCCUACCCAUCUUGCAUCGUCAUACUUCAACACGGAAGAAGGGACAACCGUGAUCAUACCUUGGAAAACACGAAGAUACAGCUUUUGCGAUGAGGAGCUACUGUACUAUCAGCCAGCGCGUACGUUGCCCGAAUCCCGUGCGGUACUAGAGGAGAUAUGUGUCAUCGAUUCAAACGAUUCGGCACCGGUUGAGCAGGGCGGAAAAGAACAUCCUGCGCCCAUGGGCGAUAAGCCGUGCGUCAGUUUGGCCAACAAGAAUCGGCUGAUGAAUCGUCUGCUCGAGGAAGAACAGGAGGAAUGGUUCGAUGCAAGCGGAGAAAUGGUCGAUUUCCGGUGCUUUCUCGAAAGCAAAACACGUGUGCGUGGUUAUUGCAGUAAAACGUUUAUUCCUUUUUUCGUGGAACCGAUACCGCUUGCCAAAACGCUGGACCGUUUACCGAUGGAACGUACGGUGAAAAUUCUGAUCGGAAGGGUCCGUUUCGAUGCGCAUCCUUCUUUUGAGGAAGUGGUGCGACUGCGUUUACGUUUGGAGGAACUGUACAAACAGUAUUAUCGCGUGAGAAAGCUAAAUCGGAAGGAAGCAUUACAGACGAAACUGAACGAACUUCGAACACACGGUACCGGAGAGUUGCAUGAACAGGACGAACCGAUCGAUUCGUUUCAAAUCAAAAUGGCACGUCGAGAGUAUAGAAAUCUCGUCUAUCAAGAGAUACGUACGGAGCGUCUACUAGCGAAACAACUUCUGGAACUUUGGGAAGAGAUAAAGGAAAAGCACCAAGGGGAAUGUGGAUUGAAGAUGUCGGUUAAUAGCCAAGACACGGACGAGGAACGUGAUGGUAGCGAAUGGCAGGAACGGUAUGAGCUGGAGCUGAAAGAAACGCUCGAAGAAGAGCAGGAGCUAUAUCUUCGCGAUAAGCACGAGUACAAAGCGUAUCUGCGUGAUCUGGCACUCGAACAGCAACCGGACACGUCGGAUUCAGCACCAACGUUGCAGAAGCCUAGAAAACCGGACACGUCGAGGCUUAAAAAAGAGUUCAAAACACUGUUCGAUGAGACUUUCCGUGCUCCUGGGGAACCUCCGGUACAUAUUGUUUUGCGGCGCGAUCCAGAUGGUGCCCGAACGGGAGAUCAAAGCGGACACCUAUCCGGACGGGAGUUAUUGUUUAAGCUGAAACUGUUCAUUGACGGGAAUCACGUAGCAUCGACUAAGGCACGCCACUUUCAGUUGGAUGAUCGUACGAUGAUCGAUUUCAAUACCUCCUUUUCCAUCAAGCUGACGACGAAGAUCCCCGACACGAUCGCACUGCAUCUGUACGAGAAGAAUCGAAUGAUGCUGAAAAGCAUGCGGGCGGAGAUUUUUCUUCCCCUGCCCGCUACUGGGGAGCUGUAUGAGGAUGUGGACUCUGUGGACUAUCAGUUUUCGUCUGGUAAGCCGUACCAGGCGCAAAGUUAUACGAAUGGUACGGUUGAACUGAGAAUUGGUUGGUUGGAACCAUCGGAUGGAACCUUUCCGAGUCCCAGUCAACGUCGCACACUACCAAAGCGAGUUGUUGUGCCGAAGGAAUUGUUACGCCGUUGGAUCGACGAUCGUGCUUUGGAAACGGAGGACGAACCCGAUGCCGACAGGGAGGCAGAUUUGCUGCGGGUAUUGAGAGAUGAUGGUACACAGGACCGCAGCCGACGCCCGUCGAAAGAAUCUAUCCCGCUGGAAUCGGAUGAAUCUGAGUUUCAUUUCAACGAAGAUAAGCUUGCGUUCUGUACCGCUGAGACAAUAGAACAAAACGAACGGCUUAUACUGCUAAGUAAACGGUUCCAGCGAAGUCUUAAAUAUAGGGACGCUAAAUUCAUUCCUCAAACUGAACGUGAACUAGCGAUCGCGGUUUCCUCCAAAGAGGACGAAGAGCAGAUGAAAAUCAUCGAUGAAACGCUCGGUACGGAUCCGAUCGAUUUACAGCGACACCGUGGCAAGCGAUACCUGCAGAAGGUGUACGACAUCAUCAGCAAUCACUGUCGGGUGCUGAACCAGGACAAGAUGAACAAUGCCAAUCUGUUGGUCGGUGGCGAUCAGGUACCAUCGUUCGGAUCGCUUAGCUUAGCUUUCCUGGAGAUAUUCGGUCCACGGCGUCCACUGAAACCGUCCCGCCGGUCGCCCAACAGCCGGGCAUCGGUACGGGUGAGCGAUGUGACACGGUUCAAGAUUAUUGUUACGAUCGUUCGUGCGUUUGGUAUACCGAUGCGUAUGGAGGACUAUCAGAGCGGAUCGAUUGGUCGGCGGAAUAGCAACAUGUCCUCAUCGAAUGGGCGAUUUUCUUUUCGUACAUCUAACGUACGACCGUACAUAGCGGUAUCGUUGAAGGAUCGCAUUUUCCGUACCUCAACGGCUGAUGGUACGGCACCGACAUGGAAUGAACAGCUGGAGGUACCGCUGGAUUGUAGUACCGAUCAGAUACGGAAGCAUUUGCACAUCGAUCUGUACGACGAGUACAUGGAAGAUCUGCUGGAGGAUGACCGAACCCGACCGACCGAGGUGUACCAGCGCAUUUCUAGUCGAUGGCUAGGUCAGUUACGCAUCCCAAUCAGUACGAUCUAUCUGAACCAAAGGCUGGAAGGAACGUUUGAGAUAAAGACUCCGCCGAUUUUAUUUGGUUACGAUCGUCAAAUGCAGGAUCAUCAAGCAGGAGAAAUUGUGGAUAGUUAUGGCAACCCAAUAGGGCUUAUUGGCAGUGGAACCGGUAGCAGUUUGCCGGAUAUGCGUGAAUUAACACACGUGACGCUAUUCAUCAGUCUGGAACCAUUGAUCGAACGACCGACGCUCGAUACGGGCAGCUUGGAGUGUGUAGAGCUGGAAAGGAUUAAGUCUCGUAUCUACCUGUGGUAUGAGGAGUACCGACAUGAGUUCCCAUCGCGUGCUAUUGUCCCACCGAUGGUAACCUUGCUGGGAGGUAAACGAAUCUGUGCUACGCGUCUACUUGGCCCAUUGCCAAUACCGUUUCCGAUCGACGAGCUUACCGAAACCAUGAUCCGGCGGUAUGUUUCGCUUAUUCCCAUCCACUACAGCGUGGAUCCAUGUUCGCAGCUGAACGGGAUAUGGCUCACUAACAAGGAAAUUCUUACGAUGAUGUGUGGUUCACCGAAGGAUAUGGGUGUUUUGCUGGCCUGUUUCUACCUGCAGCUAGGCUACGAGGUUUGGCUCAUCUUUGGCAAUAGUGUCCUGAUGGGUGACACAACCUUUGUGCUGCUGCUAGAGGGAGGAGAAUUUUUUAUCGUCGAUCCUUGCAGUGGCAAAAAGUAUAGCUCCACCGACACUUACUGUCCAUUGAAUCGGAUCUACCUGAUUGUGGGACAGGAUAAUAUUUGGGGUAACAUUCAGAAGGAGAAUCGUGUGUUUCUUACGCAGCUUGAUGUGCGCAAAUCCGGAUACUGGCGUACGUUGUUUAAUCGCUUCCAUGAACCACCCGCUGGAUGUGUGCAGGAGGUAUCCUUUCCCUUUAGGGAGGCAUUACCUGCGAAAGAGCUGCAGCGUGCAAUUGAGCGGAAGCUAAUGCGAAAGAUCGCAUCAUGGCGUACGCACCGAAAAACGGUUUGGAAUCGCUUCAUCAGUGACCAUCUUCGAAGCACCCUGAUAAGCCUGGAGCGGGAUACUUGCUUGGAGACGAAUACGGAACGGCAUGGUGAGACGUUUAGUCAAAUGUUCAUAUCGUAUAAGGUGCAUGGGUUCCCUAUCAAUUUACCGUACAAUAAUUUAUCCACAAUUGUGGCCCAUGUGAAGGGUACGGGGAUACAUCUGAACUCGGAAGCUACGGUGGAAUUUGGGCUUGGCGUUUACAUCAAAGAUUAUCCGUGCAAUGUUUAUUCGGUUUGGAUAUUUCUUAUGUCGCUUGUACCGAGGGUUUAGCAUUUUUUGAAUGUGUGUUCAUACUUACAUACCUUUUUUUCGUUUCUCGGCCGCUAUAAUAUCGCUAUGUGGAUGCUUAACAGAAGGGUCUACAAGAAAUGUUUGUCCACGAUCAUCUUGUUCCACCGCAGGCUAAUUCUCUCUCGUCUGAUCUAUUUUUGUAGUCGAUCUAUCAGUACUUAUAAACUGGGUUGUCUUCAGUUCAGAUGUCUGACUUUUCUCAUGACGUGAAUAGUCCACCAGAACUUGAUCGCACAACCGCAAUAACUGGAUGUUCUGAGUCUUGUAGUAUAAAUAAUGAUACCCAACGGAAAAAAGGGCGAAUGCAGUCCUCAGAUUUCUAAGUACCAGAACAUAAGCAGCAAAAAACCCAACCAUGUCUUUCCUUUUUAGACUAUUGAAUAGCGUUUAGUGAAUAUAACUUUCCAAAAGAAUUUCCAAAAACCAAACGCUAACGAA